Molecule: messenger RNA, 1307 nt
Organism: Magnolia sinica
Lineage: Eukaryota; Viridiplantae; Streptophyta; Magnoliopsida; Magnoliales; Magnoliaceae
Product: lipid phosphate phosphatase 2-like
Exons: 8
Coding region: 157-1116 (319 amino acids)
Biological process (GO): phospholipid metabolic process
Molecular function (GO): phosphatidate phosphatase activity
Source: RefSeq, a predicted model, not a curated record
CCAAGCCGAGAAGAGUCCCCCCACUCUAUCUCUCCAAAUUCCAAGCUGAGAAGAGCUCUCUCUCUCUCUCUCUCUCUCAAAAGGUUUGUUUUGGACUCCUUUUCAUGCUUUUUUGCGCCCUGAAAGAAUUCAAGGCUGUCCAACAUUUCAUAGAAAAUGAGGGAGAUUCAGUUGGGUGCGCAUACUGUAAAAUCCCAUGGAAUCAAAGUCGCAAGGACACAUAUGCAUGACUGGAUUAUACUCUUACUUCUUAUCAUUAUAGAUGUCAUUUUGAAUGUCAUCCGCCCAUUCUAUCGCUACGUUGGGAAGGACAUGAUCUCCGACUUCAUGUAUCCCCUAAAAGAUAACACAGUCCCAUUUUGGGCUGUUCCGAUGAUUGCAAUUUUGUUGCCCUUUGCUAUUGUCAUAGCCAUCUACUUUCGUAGGAGAGAUGUCUAUGAUCUGCACCACGCCAUACUAGGCCUCUUAUUUUCUGUACUGAUAACGGGGGUCAUAACGGAUGCAAUCAAGGAUGCUGUUGGUAGGCCUCGACCAGACUUUUUUUGGCGUUGUUUUCCUGAUGGAAAUGCUCUGUAUGAUAAUAUCACAAGCAAUGUCAUUUGCCACGGAGAUGAAAAGGUUAUCAAGGAAGGACAUAAGAGUUUUCCAAGUGGUCAUACUUCAUGGUCCUUUGCAGGUCUUGGUUUUCUUGCAUUAUACUUAUCUGGGAAAAUAAAAGCAUUUGAUCGUAAGGGACACGUGGGGAAACUUUGCAUCAUAUUUCUUCCUCUGCUAGUUGCAGCUCUCGUUGGAAUUUCUCGAGUGGACGACUAUUGGCACCAUUGGCAGGAUGUGUUUGCCGGAGGUCUUAUAGGCAUCUCAGUGGCUACAUUUUGCUAUCUGCAGUUCUUCCCACCACCCUAUCGUACUGAAUGUUGGGGACCUUAUGCAUAUUUCCAAACGCUGGAGGAGUCGCGGGCAAGUGCACAACCGACCAACAACAUCAAUGCAUUCAAUGUACAGCCUAUGGAGGUGGAAUCUGCAUACCAGCGAGCCGAACAAAGUAGAUAUAUGGGAUCAUCCAGAGCACAGAAUGCCAGUAUACUAGAGGACGAAAUGGAAGCCGGGAGGAAGUAAGAUGAAAUGCCCUGUAGCAACAUCUAGCCGGUGAGUCCUAGUAGUAUAACUCUCCAUGUGUAUAUGCGCAGUUUAAUGACCUUAUUAUGCAUCUUGAUUAGAUUUGAACGAUGUGUAUAACCAAACAAGCACCCCUGAGUGUUUGGAUUGAAUGGGAGAGAGUUUGAGAAAAUAUAGUUUGGAUUUCCACA